Molecule: messenger RNA, 2628 nt
Organism: Otolemur garnettii (small-eared galago)
Lineage: Eukaryota; Metazoa; Chordata; Mammalia; Primates; Galagidae
Gene: SLC9D1
Product: transmembrane and coiled-coil domains 3
Exons: 13
Coding region: 247-2280 (677 amino acids)
Biological process (GO): proton transmembrane transport; potassium ion transmembrane transport
Cellular component (GO): membrane
Molecular function (GO): potassium:proton antiporter activity
Source: RefSeq, a predicted model, not a curated record
AGGCCGGAGCCGCCGCGCCCCUCGGCUCCCGGAGCCGCGGAGUUGGGCCCAGACUGUGCCUCCGCCCCGGGGUUCCGGGUUGGGGGACGGUGAUGACCCGUCGGACGCCCUGGGCGCGGCUCCUCGGCCCCGGGGAGCGCUGCGAGCUACAAUUGUUUAUCUAAAAUGCAAGGUCAACUCUGGAACCUUGAGUUGCCCUGGGUUGCAGGACUCUAGAUGCCCUGCACUGCUCUCUGCACUUGAGUCAUGAGGAUUCUCAGAGGCAGCUUCUGCUGGAUGCUGCUUCCAUUACUUCAGUGGGCAACGCAGGCCGCAGACCAUGUGGAGGUGGCGAAGCAUGUGAUCAAGCUGCACCGGGGUAGGGGCGCAGCCCUGGCACAAAGGAAGCAGUGGGCGCUGGACAGCUGUCGGAGGCUCUCUGGGCUCCUUCGCCAAAAGAACGUGGUUCUGAACAAACUGCAGAGUGCUAUCAAAGUGGUGGAGAAGGACACCAGCCUGUCAAACGAAGAGAAGCUAUUUCAGGUGCACACCUUUGAGAUUUUCCAGAAGGAACUGAAUGAAAGUGAGAAUUCAGUUUUCCAGGCGAUCUAUGGGCUGCAGAGAGCCUUGCAAGGAGAUUACAAAGAUGUCGUGAACAUGAAAGAGAGCAGCCGACAGCGUCUGGAGGCUCUGAGAGAGGCAGCCAUAAAGGAAGAAACAGAAUAUGUGGAACUUCUGGCAGCAGAAAAGCAUCAAGUUGAAGCCCUUAAACACAUACAGCAUCAGAACAGAAGUCUGUCCAUACUUGAUGGGAUUCUGGAAGAUGUGAGGAGGGCAGCAGAUCGUUUAGAGGAGGAGAUAGAAGAGCAUGCCUUUGAUGACAAUAAAUCGGUGAAAGGGGUCAACGUGGAAGCUGUGCUGAGGGUGGAAGAAGAAGAGGCAGGCGCCAAGCACAACAUAACAAGGGGAGAGGUGGAGGGUGGCCUGGGCCUCAGCAUGCUGAUCGACUCCCAGAACAACCAGUACAUCCUGACCAAGCCCAGAGAUGCCACCAUCCCACGUGCAGACCACCACUUCAUAAAGGACCUUGCUGCUAUAGGGAUGCUGUCUCUGCCGUGUGGCUGGCUGUGCACGGCAAUUGGCUUGCCCACGAUGUUUGGCUACAUCAUCUGUGGUGUACUUCUGGGACCCUCAGGACUAAAUAGCAUUAAGUCUAUUGUACAAGUGGAGACAUUAGGAGAAUUUGGGGUAUUUUUUACUCUUUUUCUUGUUGGCUUAGAAUUUUCUCCAGAGAAACUGAGAAAGGUAUGGAAGAUUUCCUUGCAAGGACCCUGUUACAUGACACUACUGAUGAUUGCAUUUGGCUUGUUGUGGGGACACCUGUUACAGAUCAGACCCACUCAGAGUGUCUUUAUUUCUACUUGUUUGUCCUUAUCAAGUACACCCUUAGUGUCCAGGUUCCUUGUGGGCAGCGCUCGGGCUGAGAAAGAAGGUGACAUUGACUACAGCACCGUGCUGCUGGGGGUGUUGGUGAUGCAGGACGUGCAAAUGGGACUGUUCAUGGCUGUCAUGCCGACACUCAUCCAGGCAGGAGCAGGUACAGCUUCCAGCAUUGCCAUGGAAGUGCUGCGCAUACUGGUUCUGGUCGGCCAAGUUCUUUUGUCGCUAGCUGCUGUUUUCCUUUUAUGUCUUGUUAUAAAGACUUACCUCAUAGGACCAUAUUACCGAAAGCUGCAUAUGGAAAGCAAAGGGAACAAGGAAAUUCUUAUUUUGGGAAUAUCUGCCUUCAUCUUUUUAAUGUUAACGGUUACAGAGCUGCUGGACGUCUCCAUGGAGCUGGGCUGUUUCCUGGCUGGAGCACUCAUCUCUUCACAAGGCCACAUGGUCACCGAGGAGAUCAUUUCCUGCAUCGAGCCCAUCCGCGACUUCCUGGCCAUCGUUUUCUUUGCCUCCAUAGGGCUCCACGUCUUCCCCACAUUUGUGGUGUACGAGCUCACAGUGUUGGUGUUCCUCACUCUGUCAGUGGUGGUCAUGAAGUUUGUUCUGGCAGUGCUGGUCUUGUCCCUCAUUCUGCCGAAGAGCAGCCGAUACAUCAAGUGGGUCGUCUCUGCAGGGCUCGCGCAGGUCAGCGAGUUUUCUUUUGUCCUGGGGAGCCGAGCGCGGAGAGCUGGCAUCAUCUCUCGGGAGGUUUACCUCCUUAUACUAAGUGUGACCACACUCAGCCUCUUACUUGCCCCAGUGCUGUGGAGAGCUGCAAUUAUGAAAUGUGUGCCAAGACCAGACAGACGGUCCAGUCUUUGAUGGCACAGAGGUGACAGUGGACCUUGGGAAGGGCAACUUGGUGAGAAGUGAGCUUUUCCAGUUACACAGUCCGUGGAGCCUUAUUCCUUAGGAACAGAAAAACACUCUAGCAAAGACAUGGUGUUUCCUGGCUUAUCAGAAUAUUCCUGUCAUAUUGUAAAUUUUUUCAGAGUAAUUUAUUUCCAGUCAAUUCAUUAUUCAUAGUAGAACUGUAACACUGCAUUUUACAAAUCGCCUUGACUAUUUUGCCUGGAUGUGCCUUUUUUUCUGAAAUUAUUAUUGACUUUCUGUUGUUAAUUCAUUGGUUCAUGUUUUUUUUUCUGGUGAAGAGAAAAAAAUUUUAAAUUU